This is a messenger RNA of Amphiprion ocellaris (clown anemonefish), 5864 nucleotides long. It is a transcript of the gene snx27a, whose product is annotated as sorting nexin 27a. Gene Ontology annotation, biological process: intracellular protein transport; signal transduction. Bases 1 to 1692 code for a protein of 563 amino acids. The transcript has 13 exons. The record is from RefSeq and is a predicted model, not a curated record. Lineage: Eukaryota; Metazoa; Chordata; Actinopteri; Pomacentridae. Gene Ontology annotation, molecular function: protein binding; phosphatidylinositol-3-phosphate binding. Gene Ontology annotation, cellular component: early endosome.
AUGGCGGAUGUAGGAGACGAUGAAACUCGACCGGCUCUCCCUUCAGCGUCCCGUAACGGUCCGAUCGUGGGCUCGGCGGCGGUCUCCGCGGGCCAGACCGCAGCCACGGUAACGUCAGGUCCGAGGGUGGUGAGGAUCGUCAAGUCGGAGUCCGGCUACGGUUUCAACGUCCGCGGUCAAGUCAGCGAAGGAGGACAGCUUCGGAGCAUCAACGGGGAACUGUACGCUCCUCUCCAGCAUGUCAGCGCCGUGUUGCCCGGAGGUGCUGCAGACCGAGCGGGGAUAGCAAAAGGCGACAGGAUCCUGGAGGUCAAUGGGGUGAGCGUCGAAGGUGCGACCCAUAAGCAGGUGGUGGACCUGAUCCGUGCUGGGGAGAAGGAGCUGGUUCUGGCUGUGCUGUCUGUUCCAGCUCAGGAGGCCGACGGGUUGGAAGGAGGAGAGGAUAUCCAACCCAACUACGACUACAGCGACAAGCAGGCGGUGCCCAUUUCUAUUCCCACAUAUAAGCAUGUAGAACAGCACUCCGAGAGGUUUGUGGUGUACAACGUGUAUAUGUCAGGCAGACAGCUGUGCUCAAAACGCUACCGAGAGUUUGCCAUCCUGCACCAGAACCUGAAGAGGGAAUUUUCAAACUUCAACUUCCCAAAGCUUCCCGGUAAAUGGCCCUUCUCCCUCUCCGAACAGCAGCUGGACGCACGCCGUAGAGGCCUGGAGGAAUAUCUCGAGCGAGUGUGCUCUGUGCGGGUGAUUGGGGAGAGUGACAUCAUGCAGGAGUUUCUCUCUGAAUCAGAUGAGAACUACAACGGAGUGACAGAUGUAGAGCUGCGGAUAGCGCUGCCAGACAAGACUACGAUCUCUGUCAGAGUCCGUAAGAACAGCACCACAGAUCAGGUGUACCAGGCAUUAGUGUUAAAGGUCGGAAUGGACAGUAUUAUGGCGAGCUACUUUGCCCUUUUUGAAGUCAUCAACCACUCCUUCGUCCGGAAGCUGGCGCCUAAUGAGUUUCCCCACAAGCUUUAUGUGCAGAAUUACACGUCGGCAGUGCCGGGGACUUGCUUAGCACUCCGCAAAUGGUUGUUCAGCUUCCAGGAGGAGGAGUUGCUCAGAGACAACCCGCUGGCGCUGCACUACUGCUUUCACCAGGCACUGGAUGAUGUGAAAAAGGGAUUCAUAAAAACAGAGGACAAAUCCUACCAGCUGCAGAAACUGGCAGAGCAGCGCAAGAUGGCCACGUACCUGAGCCUACUGCGAACAUGUGAGGGCUACAACGAGGUGGCCUUCCCCCACUGCUCCUGUGACUCCCGGAGGAAGGGCCACGUCAUCACAGCGAUCAGCAUCCAUCAUUUCAAGCUGCACGCUUGCACCGAGGACGGCACGCUGGAGAACCAGGUUAUAGCUUUUGAGUGGGCGGAGAUGCAGCGUUGGGACACUGAUGAGGAGGGGAUGGCUUUCUGCUUCGAGUACGCCAGAGGAGAAAAGAAACCUCGCUGGGUCAAAAUCUUCACCCCAUAUUUUAACUACAUGCAUGAGUGCUUUGAGCGGGUCUUUUGUGAGCUGAAGUGGAGGAAACAGGUGGAGGAAGAGGCAUCUGAUAAAGACAACAAAAACUGCAGUAACAACGAGUUUCUUCCUCCUCUGGAGACACAGCAGAAGGGAUGGCGCCACCUAGGGGGGGAGAUUGCAACUUCCUAAAACCGUUUGUCAUCACUUGAACUAGAACUGGUCCACUUGCAUUAUCACAGCCGCCCCAGAGAGCGCCCAUCGACAAAACACAGGACUGAGCGACAGACUGAGGCGAAUCCCUGCCCCGAAAACAAACUGGACGCGAUCGAUUUUUUUUUGGGAAAUUGGAGUAGUCACACCUAACCGAACCCAGGGACGCACCCAGUAAGAAGAGCAACGAAGGAAAAGCAGUCAGGUUUCAUGUCAUUUACUAGAUCUCCAUAGUGUAUCUGUUGUUUUCCUUCCAUGCGUCUGCCCGGUGAUGUGGAGCAGGAGAUGUGACGAAUCAUUACAGUGUGUGAAAGCUCAAGCUUACCAAAAGGGAGCACCUCAAUGAAACGCCACUUCACCCAAGAGCUGACUCCUGGGAUGGGAUUCAGUUCGUCCAACGCUCGGUCCAAACCCCGCAGCGUUGGCCUUACCUGCUGAGCUGAACUGAACUGGGAGGAAAAUAAGAAGGGAGGAUACAGAAGAAUGGGGUUUUCGCCCCCUCCACAGUUGGUGAUAAUGGAUGAAAGCAGAAUCAUGCUUUACACUGAUGCUGGACAUUAACACAAGAAGGAUGUUUUCUGUCUCUGGGGUCAUAAGUAUCCUGUCUGCGUCAGAAAACACAGGCAGCACAAAUGUAACUAAACGGAAACAGAUGUUGGAGUUGUGUUCAUAAUUGUUUGUAUGUCUAACAAUCUUACUUCUGAUAAAAUAUAGAUUAAUAUAAGAGCUAAAAUAAUUGGUUUCUUGAUCUAACACGGUGAAAUGCUAACUGAAUUACGUUCAAGCUGCUCUAACUGAUCUCCGUUUUUCAUCUUGUCUUCUGGUCUAAUCCACGCUACCGAGCAACGUCUGUUGGCAGUCGGCCAUUAAUGUCAGAAUGGAUAUUUAUUCCCCUCGCAAGUGUUUUAUUGUGGUGAUUUUGCAGAGGUUGUAAGUUGAGAGGAGGAAGGCUUCCUCAUUCGUUUAGCGCUGUGCGGGAAUAGUCUUUUGAACAAAAAAAGGUUGAUUGACCAAAGCGUAAAUGUUUUCUGAAACGUCACACCUUACGCACGGCGAAUCCUACUGACAGAUAAUGAAUUUAAGGACAGAACAGGAGAUGGUUUUGUGUCUGCUGAGCUGCAAUGUUCUGAGCAGGCAGCAGGGAGCAGCAGAGCGUAAGACCCACUCAGUGGUAUGUUUUGAGCAGAAAUAGAAAUCUUCUCAGAGCUUCUCAAAGAGUGAUCCCUCUGGCUCUGUAACUCACCCAAAAAGUAUCACUCCUCUGCAGAUUGUCCAUUAACCAAGUCAGGAGGAUAGACGGUGUGUGUGUUUGUGUGUGUUUGUGUUUCUAUGUGUGUGUGUGUGUUGAACAGGAAGCAGAUGGUGACUGCAACCACAGCUAUCCGCAUACAUAGCAAUGCAGCCGGUCCUCUGCCUCCUGCUGCACCUGAAUGGAUACAGUAUUAGUUAUGUGCGUGAGCUCAUGAUAUGUGAUUUAAGAUGGUUUUAUCUACAGUUUACUGUGCAGAAUUUUGUAUUUUUUCCUCCUAGAGAUUAUAGAUUUGAUUGUGUUUCUUUUUUUUUUAAUCUCUAGAUGUUGAGUUUGUCUCACCUGGAAUGCAUAGAAAGCAGGUUUACAUGCUGACAAAAAAAAGCUAUCCUUUGAAUGGAGGCAGUGGGCAUACGGUUAUUGAUAUCAGUUUCACCUCGAUGCAAUAGUUUUGUUUAUCCCAGUAAGGGCUACGAGUUUAUCUCAGCCAACUCAUUCCUGACUCAUUCUUGUGCUUCACUCGCCUUUUGGCAGCCACCAAAAACCUGAAAUCGAGAGCAAUGUUUUGUUUUUUAAAUCACACUAACUUUUGGAGCACAGAGUUUCACUUAAGCAUUAUUUUUUCUCGCUGUAGCUGAGGUUUUAGUUGUAAAAAGAUGUUUAUUCCGUGCCCAGGUUAAGCCGUAAUUUGCUUUCAGCGGGUUACCUUGGAGCGCGCUCAUGUGCGAGCGUGUCCUCUGUGUUUAUCAUUGACAUUGCUGAUAAGCUUUUAGGCUCUGAUUGGACGUGUCUGAUGAGCUGUCGGUGCGAGAGCCAGCAAAUGAAGAUGGGAUUUUGUAUCUGCAUGGCAGCGGAGACGCCAGACAGAUGGAGACAAAUGGGAAACGUCUCCUAUUGUCUAGCGAGCAUUCACAGCCAAUCACACGCUUUUUCAGCACAACACACACACAUUCACACACAUCUCCCUGCUACUCUGUGAGAAAAUUUUCAAGUGAAGCAUCAUAAGAUAUUGUAUUUGUCAUCCAGCUCCUGUCUCUGAGGACAGGGCUCAGUCAUACUACAGCUAAAAGCAAUACAUAGCACACUCUGGUAGCACAUCACAAGUAGCUGGAUUGAGAAGGAAAAUGCAACGUGCAGAUUGCAGGGUGGUCAUUUUGACAGCCGAAGUAAUAGCCAAUUUAGAGAUGGAUGACACAAGAAUUGGAGCUGUUCAACCAAGAUGCUUUUUUUUUUCUUUCUAAGACGUAGAGAGAUAGACAGAUAGAGGUUUUGCGAUUUUGUGUGUGCCGGCUCGUCUGUCCUCUGCCCUUACUCUCUCCAGGUUGGUCUCCCAUCAUCACAGGGGGAUGCGGUUGCCGUGGCAGCACCACGUUGGCUCAACACACUCAGUGCAGCCUCUGUUCCUUUUAUUCCUGUCUGCCAACUGACUCACUCCUCCCAAUAAUGUAUUCAAAGCAGUGUUUUUUACUGUUUGAUGUUUGUUCUCUGUCCCCGUGGCUCGUGCUGCUGUGAAUAGGCUUUUAGAAAGCUGCUUUCUGUUUUUUUUUUUUUUUUUAAAUAUGUUUUUGUGGUUUGGUUUUGUCUUGUCUGCGCCAGGUGCCAUCUUAUGCUCAGUCUAAGUCACAGGCAGGUGUGUGAUGCUGUCAGUUGUUGUCCGUUUCAGCCGCUCCGUCGCUGAGCUAAAUGUCAUAGUAACAGUGUUUAGGUGAAAGCAAAGAGAUGACGGGAAUGUUAAGAAGCACGUCUUUGUACAGCUGGCUCGUGUUUGGUAGUUUUUGUUUGCCAGUGCGUGCGGUGCUGUGGGCCACCUGUGUUUGUGUUUGAGUUUCUGGACGGCCAGGGCCUGUAAGUGAUGGAUUAUAUAUGCAAAGAAGAUGGAAUUUGUACGCAGGACUUAGCAGAUGUAAUGAAUGUUGGAUGGUGACAGUAAAAAAAAAAAGCCCACACAUGGGGCUCAGAAAGUAUGUGUUCGCCACUGAAAUGCUGAUCUAAAUGAUGCUGUUGCUUUUGGAACACAUCAGGUUUUCUGAGUCUCGUGCCAAAUCAGCACUGGUUUUCAUGACAUCGUUCAGUGGCAGAUACUGUGUAAGGUCUGUACUAUUCAUUUGAAUUCUGCUGCAUUUCACAAGGCUCAUACUCCAGUGUCUGAAGUGGCUUUUUGUGACGCUGCUCAGCCGCCCUUUUUUGGGUUUUUUUACACUUUGGGUUCAGUCAGACCCGCUGCGUUAGUCUCAUCCUCAGCACUCGAUGUCCGUCAACCUCUGGAACGCACAUCUGGCUCAUCUGGCUCAGAGCGCAUUCGCUGCUGGCUUUUCUCUUUUUUUUUUAGCUGACGUGUCCAACCUAUGACUAAACUGAAGGGUGGAUGUAAGUGCUGUUUAAAAAAGUGUUCACCUUCGUGUAAUUAAUUUCUGUUCAUUGCUUCGAAAGACGGGCAAGUAGGCGGCGACAUUAAUUACAAACCUAAGCCUCGUUUGUCUUCAGCAUAACCUGUAAAUAGUUGUUUUAAAAGAAAAAAGAAUAUCCUUUUGACAAAAAAAAAAAUGCACUCUUGUUUCUCCAACUCAGAACCUUUAUUUAUUUAAACAGAAAUUUUAAAGAUUGGGGAAAUUCUAGUGUACAAUGUUAGAGCCACCAUCGAUCAUGAAUUUUGUGUGCGGAAGUACGGAGGAUUAGAUAAACACGAUGAAACAAGGUGUUUAAAAGCGAAGCGGUGUCUCAUGCUACUAAGUGUGUAAAGACUUUAACACCUUGAGGCUAAAAAAAAUGGAGAGUUUUAUAUCUUAAAAACACCCAUGAAGGUUUACUAACCAGUAUAAGAAAAAGGAAAAGAGUUUUAAAAAUGUUGUGUAGAGUAAUAAAUUGUAACAAUAUUUUAAAUAAAGUUAUAUAUUGGGAAAAA